Messenger RNA from Stegastes partitus (bicolor damselfish), 1714 nucleotides. It is a transcript of the gene marchf5l, whose product is annotated as membrane-associated ring finger (C3HC4) 5, like. The transcript is spliced from 7 exons. Bases 153 to 1031 code for a protein of 292 amino acids. The record is from RefSeq and is a predicted model, not a curated record. Gene Ontology annotation, molecular function: zinc ion binding. NCBI's taxonomy places the organism in Eukaryota, Metazoa, Chordata, Actinopteri, Pomacentridae.
GGGCGGGGCUUGUCAUCCCGUUCAGAGAGUCAACAGAACCGAAAGAGUGGAAAUCAAUGCAGCGCUACGGACGUCUUUAACAGUAAAAACACUGUUUAUCGUCAGUCUGAUGGGUUCAUCGUCUCAGACGUCUGAUCUUCGUCUUUAGCGUCAUGGCUCUCGCUGAGGAGACGCCCGAGAAGCACUGCUGGGUCUGUUUCGCCACCGAGCGGGACGACCACAGCGCCGAGUGGGUCAGUCCCUGCCGCUGUAAAGGCUGCACCAAGUGGAUCCACCAGGCGUGUCUGCAGCGCUGGCUGGACGAGAAGCAGAAGGGCAACAGCGGCGGCUCGGUCAGCUGCCCGCAGUGUGGCACCGAGUACCACAUCGUGUUCCCCAAGAUGGGUCCGCUGGUCUACUUCCUGCAGCAGCUGGACCGGGCUCUGUCCCGGAUCAGCCCCUUCGCCGCCGUGGGCGUCGUGGUCGGGACGGUGUACUGGUCGGCGGUGACGUACGGCGCCGUGACGGUCAUGCAGGUGGUUGGACACAAGAAGGGCCUGUACGUGAUGGAGCGGGCCGACCCGCUGUUCCUGCUCAUGGGCCUGCCCACCAUCCCCGUGGUUCUGGUUCUGGGCAAGAUGAUCCGCUGGGAGGACUACUUAGUGAGGCUGUGGCAGAGAUACUCGUACAAACGCAAGCUUCCUCCAGGUAGCAGCCGUUACCUGCCCCGCGUCCCGGUGGACGGACCCAACUCUGGAGACCACCUGUCGGUGUCCAGGACUCUGUGUGGAGCUCUGAUCUUCCCGUCCAUCGCCAGCCUGGUGGGCCGGCUGCUCUUCAGACGGAUGUCCUCCAACCUGCAGCAGACCGUGCUGGGCGGCAUCGCCUUCGUGCUGAUCAAAGGCGUGCUGAAGGUUUACUUCAAGCAGCAGCAGUACAUCAGUCAGGCCAGCAGGCAGAUCCUGAACUACCCGGAGAGGAGCGGCGCCGAGCCGGCCGACGGCGAUGGCGACGGCGCCGACGACGACACCGAGGACAGCGGCAACGAGUGACCCGCCGAGGCGGGAGAAGGGAACCUGGAGGGGAUUAAUUACCUGAAACACAAGCAGAGCUGCAGGUGAACAGACCUCAACAGCUUCCAUCAGAGGAGCUGAAGGUAGAAACACUGGAGGUCCCUGCAGCCUGAAACCCUCACAGACUUGAAGGUGUCACUAAACACGACUUGUUGCCUUAAAUCUUAAUUAUACAGACUGAAUUCUCCCCGACGGUUCAUCAUUUCCUCAUAAAACCACGAGUCUGGAGCUGAACUUACUCAUUUUAGUCACUUUCAAAGCAAAAUGUUCAGAAAUCUUCCCUUUUCUCAGACAGAAAACUCAAAUUGUUCCAUUUUGGAAUCAUUUUUAGACAGUUUCAGGUAAUUUUUCACUAUUUAGCGACAUUUCAAACCCAACAGUCACUCAGUUAUUGAAGGAGAAGCUGUUGGUUGAAGCUGGAUUAUGAACAGACAGCAAACAUGGAAGCAGUUCAACAGUAAACGCAGCAGUAGAGUCAGAACGAACCAGAACGAUGAAGGUCUACAAGAAACGUGGUGCAAAGUUUAAAUAAAUGUCCAAAUAUUCAAAUUAUGGAGCUAAAAUGAAAGAGCUAAAUCUGAUUAAAGUUCCCCCAGAACCUCCUCAGAACAUCUGGUUCUGUAUCUGCAGCACCUUCAUCUACUGACCAGAGUUCUACUUUC